AUGAAGACACAGCGAAAGCUCAUUCUAAAAUACAUAAAAACGAAUGAAAUAGAUAAGGCCCUGGAGACUGCCCUUUACACAAUCAAAUACUAUGAGCCAGAUUACAAAGUGCAGUUUUACACGGGAUACUGCUAUUUCCUAAAAAAAGACUACCCCCAGGCAGUCUGCCACUAUAAGCAAGCAAUAGCCACCUCUUCCUCCCCAGAAGAGUCACUAGAGGCGUCUAAAGGCCUUGCUAAAAUAUACAUAGAAUCUGACUAUAUGUACAUAAAGGAUGAAGACAGAAAGGAAAUAGAAAAUGUCCUGGAGACUGUCCUGGAGGGUGCAGAUCCAAAGAAGUACACUGCCCUGGAGAAGGACUCUAUUAUUUUUCUUCUAAGCAUAUAUCUGUACAAUGAUCUAGAUCAGUAUAUGGCUGUAUUCAGAAAGUACUGCAUGGAGACAGAUUCUUCUGGUGAAAAAACAGUCAUAAACGAAGCCUUCUCAGAUGAAGGAUUCUCGCAUAUCCGGGCAUAUUUCUGUGAGAGACUAAAACAGUUCCACAGAGACCUAAAGAGCACAAUUGAGAGUGGAUACUUCUCCAUGGAAAGAAAGGUUCUUGUCCAGGAAGUGAAGAAUAUUUUAGCAAAAGUAAGUGAUUUGCCUGAGUACUACAAAGACCUUAUAGAGACGUAUAGGAAAGAGUUUCUUGCAGAUAUAUGCAGUAACUACUUGCUGUACCUUAUUAUGCGCGCAUACAGUGACUUUCUGCAGGUAGGAAAUCUUCUUGAAUUUAUGCAGAAAAUCCUUGAAGAGAACAUUCCAAUUGAAGAUACGUCUUUGGUGCUUAUGACACUUUCUGACUUCAUGAAUAUUCCUGCCUUAUUAGGAUCUCCUUCCAUAUACAAGAAAGUAUAUUAUAACACACUCUCACCCACUAUCCUGCUACUGCGGUUCCCAGGAAAUGAAGCUGUCAUGAAGACUGUACUAGAGAUAUACAAGGAAAUAGAAAUUGCACUAGGAAGAGAGUACAAGGAAAAAGUGGACUAUGUGACAGCCCUUCUGGUGAGACAGAUAUCCAGCCAGGAAGUACUCACAGACAGAGAGUGCCCUUUUCUCUCUUCAGUCACUGUAGCAUACCCAGAUGUACCCAGAAUAUCAAGCCCAAUGAAUCUGCUGAUUAUCCUGGAUGAUGCCCUUAAGGCAAUGAACCUCAAGGUGAUCAAUGAGGUCCUGGAUAUGCACCUGCCAUCAACAGUAAUAGAUGACAUUGUAUCUGCAGUGCUUGAUCUAAUGGAAAUCCCAGAGAGUGCAAUAGAAUUUCUUGCAGAUAGAAAUAUUCCACAGAAAGAUUUGUGCAUACAAGAAGAGCACAAAGAGACUGUACUUCCAGUAGAGAGUAAUAUAUGCACUAGAGAGGCACUUAUUAAAAUAACCAGACUCGCAUAUAAUACCCUAGGACACAAAGACCUUUUACUUGAAUAUGUGCAUGAAAAAAUAAACUCAGAAUAUCACCUAGUGCUAGUGAAGCAGCACAUGGCCCUUCUUAAAGGCAAGAUAGAAUCUGUGCAUGCGUGCCUCAUAGAGAACGAGAUAAAAAUAGAUUCAUACAGAGUCUAUCUCGUUAGAAUUAGUAAGUACACAAGUGCCUUUGAAAUGAUCUACAGCUACUACAAGUUUGCAUGCGAGUACAUUAACAAGACACUUGCCUCUUCACAGUCUAAUGUGCCUGUGGGCAGUGACUACCUGCACUAUGCUAGUAUAUACAGCAAGGAGAAUAUGCAGAUGAAAACUGCACUAGACUUGCUCCCACUGAACCUGUAUAAAUACUCAGUGGAUGCGCAUAUUUCGCACUUUAAGCAUCUUCUGGCCAUAAAUCACUAUGAAAAGGGAAAUAGUCCUGUGGUGCUGCAACUUCUUAAGGAGCUGUAUGAUGCAAGACCAAAUGACUACUACCUUAUCAGUGACUUCGGGGUGGUUCUUGCAGAAUCAAACGAGUCCUUGCAUCCUGUUGAUAAAUAUUUGCGUGUUGUGCAGAAUAUUAGUAGUCCGCAUCUGUUCAUGCUGAGCAUGGAGUGGCAUAAAAGACAAGAAUCUUGGGAGAUGAUGGAAAGAAGGGCAAAAGAGGUUCUUAUGUUCAGGUAUGAAUAUACAGUGAAGAUGGCACUGACUGAAGCACUGACUGAGCAGAAGAAGUAUAGAUAUGCAAUAAAAAUACUAAGUGAAAUUGAAGAGACAGAAAAUAAGGCAGGGAGUGAUCUGCUGCCAACUGUGAAAAUAUUCAAUGCGUACUUGCAUAUAAAAAUAGACAGCCUUGAUGUGGCAGAGGAUAUUCUUGACUCGCUGCUUGCAGAAGAAGUGGGUGACCCUGAGAGAACACGGGCUGUGCAGUAUAAAAAGCACAUUCGGGCACUGCAGAUGCAGGCUGCACUUAAGACGGAAGAAGCAGAGAGUGUGAUAAAAAUUGCAGAGGAGUACAAGAAUCUCCCUGUUAUUAGUGAAGUGAAUGAAGAACCCACUGAGAUAGAGAGAAGUACGGCUAUGUCUGAUGCGUAUGUGGGCCUAGUGCAGAGCGUGCUUAUGAAGGAGGUGGGUGCACCUGUUGAACUGCAGAAGUAUUUGGAGACAGAUGAUCAGCAAGAACUUGUUGCACUAAGCAAGCUUAUUCUGGCAGCUGCAAGCACGUCCGGGCAACUGCAAAAUCCGGCUGUGCACAGUGCAGUGCUCUCCUGCAUAAAGAAGGCAAAUCUCCAGGGAGAGACUCGAGAUGCACUGGAGGUUGAGCUUAUACUGCGAAUAGUGCGUGAUGAAGACACACAAAAUUACUAUGAAGAAAACAGAAAGUCAGAAGAGACGGCCUUUGCUAGAGUGGUCCAGGCACUGCUUUAUUCUCCAGUGGAUCUUGCGCCUGUCUCCCGGGAAUAUCUGAAGAAUGCGACAAUUGCAGAGAUGGAUGUGCUUCUUCUUUUGGCGCAGAAAAUUGCAGAGCAGAAGAAUCCCAGGGAUAUUUCUGAUUUGGAGGCAAUAUACUUGCAUCUAUGCCGGAAGUACACUCCGGACAGAGAGGAAGUACGUUGGCUCCAUGAAUUAUUAAAAAAGUAA
Molecule: messenger RNA, 3081 nt
Organism: Nematocida ausubeli
Lineage: Eukaryota; Fungi; Microsporidia
Exons: 1
Coding region: 1-3081 (1026 amino acids)
Molecular function (GO): protein binding
Source: RefSeq, a predicted model, not a curated record